UGCUUUGGGCCCUUAGUUCUACGCCAAGAAUGUGAAGAUUAAGUCACAGAUUCGUGGAAACCACUCUUUUUCCUCAUGUGCAUCAUUGAGGGCAGGCUCGUUACACAGAGAUUCUCGGUCUGGCUGAUUUCUAGUCUCUUUAGAGGAAACAUUAACCAAGGGCCCUGGAUGCACUCAUAAAAAGGGGUCAAUGAAGAUUAGGUAGGGGCUACAGCACAGAAGUUUUAUGUGAAUGGUAUGCUGCACUUCAAAAUAGGGUUGAACACAGCUGUCAGGGGAGAUAUAAAUAUCCACCUUGGAGCACCUACAAACAGUUUUUGGACUUUAACACAUAAAAUACUGCAUAAACCCUGUCCAGAAUCCCCUGUGCAUACAGUGUCAUAUUUUGCUGAAGUUAUGGUCUCAAGGCUUUUAAGGUACGAUAGAUGAUAUGCUACUAACGCAGUUUUAGUGACAUCUGGUGUCUGCAUGGAGCAUGUCGGUUGCAAUUUUGAACGGACGUCAAAUUCCACUUUAAAUAAUUUAAACGAGUCACCUCUGAUUUAUCUAGGUUAUGAUGUCACGUAUGCCACUGACUUUACGGCGCACUGUCACUCGCUUGUCAUGCGACCACAAAGUAUAUCACACGGUUGAAAACAUUUGCCAUGUAAACUGAUAUUUGGUUCUCCUGAGACUCUAUCCUGGUCAAGUGAUCUCUCCCAUGUAUCGUAACUCUACCUGGGGACCAAUUAACAAGAACGUGAGCACCCAAGAUCUUUGCCGACUUCCCGGCGAAGGCCUCUGCGGCUCUUGGCAUUCUGUUGCCAUAGAGACGGUGAUCUACCCCAGUCUUCACAGAGUCAGUCCGACGCUGAGCUUUGCAACAAUGUUGCAUUUAAACUUAAUGAUCUUGGUACUAGACAUUAUGUUUAUAUAGCGUAAUUAAAAGUGGUGUCAGAAGUCAUUAGCCUCCGUCUAAUUGAAAGAACAAGCAACAGUUGCCUACUACCUUGAAGUCAAGCUUGUAUGGUAAGUUAUCCCUGAGUUAAAAAUGCAUUGCGGAGUAAGAUAAAAGUGUGUUGACAUUCAAAACCUCACGUGCUAGGCUUACUUUACAUGUCAUGCAUUGCACGAAGUAUUUCAAUGUGUGAGGUAGGCCUAAAGGCCUGUUAUCGCACAAGGUGAUUUAUUUUAAUCACGCUGAGCAUAUAAGUAAUAUUGUAGGCUGUAACGACGGUUUAACUAUCCCGUUGGCUUGCUCCGUACAGGAAUAGGCUAAAUGGUUUUCAUGUCGACCUGCCUUGUCCUGUGUAUUCUGAUAGCAGUGAGAAAUAAGCUAUUUGAAUGAAAGGAUUAAAAUAAUGAAUCUUAGACCUGGGUAUAUAAAAUAUCAACAAUCACGAUGCUUAAAAUUUUAGAGCCUUUAAAAAGAAGUCAAUGAUGGCUAGUCCAGUGGCCAAAGGCCGUCUGGAGGAGCUGCAGAUCUAUCGGUUGCUACAAUGUAUCCACGAGGGCAACAAACUACAAAUCGAAAAGCUGAUCACCCGCGGCGUGGGUAACCUCCUUAAUUUCACCGAGCCUCGGCAAGGCAAAGGAGCCAUGCAUCUAGCCGCCGUGGCUAACAACCUCGACAUGGUGGGCUUCCUGCUGUCCCAUGGAGCAAGCCCAGAUGUUCAGGACAAGAUGGGGAGAACGCCAGUCAUGCUAGCCGCUGAGCUGGGGCAUGAUGGUGUGGUUGCACUGCUGGUGAAGCACAAGGCUAACAUGAGCCUGCUGGACGAGGAGGGGAAAGGUGUGCUCUUCUACUGCAUCUAUCCCACUAAACGCCACAUGCGCUGCCUGCAUGCGGUGCUCAAGGCUCUGUUCGACAUCAACAACGCAUCCCUGACCGGCCAGCACGUCCUGCAGCUCGCCUGUGCACAGGCUGACAGCUGCCUGCCUAUGUGUUUACUCCUGCUGGAGAGAGGGGCUCAACCUGAUGCCACAGAUGAGACUACAGGGCGCACUGCUCUGAUGGAGGCAGCCAGGGUGGGAGCCCUAGAGCUGGUGGGGGCGAUUCUCAGGAAGGGUGGCGACCCCAACGCACUCGACAAGAAGAAGUUCAACGCUGCCCACUUUGCAGCAGAAGGAGGGUUCUUUGAGGUCAUUCGAGUGCUGUCUGCGUAUGGGGCUGACUUGGGUGCAGUUACCAUAGCAGGGGACACUCCUCUACACUAUGCAGGCCGUGGCGGAUAUGUAGAGUGCUGCCGGUUUCUUGCUCAGAGAGGCUGCAAUCCCAAACUGAAAAAUGAAGAAGGCCUUCUGGCACGCCAGAUUGCUAAGGACAAUGGCCACAAGGCUGCAGUGAAGGAGCUGAAGAAAGCUGAGAGACUGCACGGGAAGUUCUCCCGACCUGGCGUGCCCAAUCCCAACGAGCUCUGGGCCCUGAAGUUCUACGACUGGUCUCAGGAGCUUGAGGUCACCCUGAGGAAAGCCUUUGAGAAGUCUGGGGACUGCAUUAAGGAGACUGUCUCUAAGGAGACGUUUGAGACAGUCUUGGAGAAUCUACAGGCCCCCGUGGACGAGCUCCAGCUCCACAAGGUGAUCAUCGCUCAUGACCGCAAACGCGAGGGUGUGAUCAACAUCAACGACUUCUUCAGGGGCCUCAAGUACCUGCAGAAGACUGUUGUCAUGGACUCCUAUGGCCCCAAGAAGAAGAAGAAGGGGGGGAAAGGGGGCAACAAGGGCAAGAAGAAGGGCAAAUUCACCCUCCCCUUUCCCAUCUGCACCAUCCCCCCUGAGCUGAUCUACCGAAGGGCUGAUGGUGGUCCUCCGACCUUCAUGGUGGAGGCGUACCACCACCACACGGACCCAAACCGGUUUAGCCGCGACCACCCACCCCAGCACCCCAUAGAGGAUGACUCAGCCUGGUACAUUGAUGACCCGGAGAAGAUCUAUGUCAACGUGACCCACUGUGCUAAAACAGGCGACUUAGGGUCCCUUCAGCUGGCGUUCCAGGAGGGCGUUCCCGUGGACGUGAAGGACCGCUUCUACAAGACCCCACUAAUGACUGCCUGUGCCUAUGGAAACUAUGAGGUGGCCCAGUUCCUGAUUAACCUGGGGGCUGACUUGAAUGCAAAGGACCAGUUCAGCUGGACGCCGCUGCACCACGCCUGCCAUGCCGGCCAGCUAGACAUCAUGGAGCUGCUGGUGGAGUCGGGUGCUCAGCUGGACAAGCCUGCUUUGAAUGGAGCAACGCCCCUCAUGAGGGCCAUCGAGAGCUGCCGGCCAGCAUGCGUGGAGUACCUCAUCAAAGCCGGGGCCAAGGUGAACGCCAAGAACAAGACAGAGCAGAACUGCUUAGACAUUGCCUGGGCCUAUGCAGACCUGAGAGUAGUGGAUUUGGUCAAGGCCAAAAUGGAUAGCCUGCCAAAACCAAAGGAAAACAAGAGAGGCAAGGCAGCCAAACCACAGGCUAAAGCCAGGCCAGCCACCACUUCAGCCAAGGAGAAGCUGAGCCAAGGCGCCCUCAGUAGCACGUCAGCACGGCCUGCAGACAGCACCUUGACCCAGAAGGCCACGGCAGAGAAGAGCAAAGAUGACACUGUGGUCAUGUACAACACCCGGCUGACCAGUGGCAUAGUCAGACCUGUGGACAUCUCCUUCAGGCCCCGAGUGGUGUGGGGUAAGCAGCUGAGCACCAGCUAUUUGAUCCAGCAACGGGUGAAGAGGCGUGAGCGUUUCACCCACGAGGUGGACUUUGACGACUUCCUCAUGCCCUUCAGCAAGAACCUCCAGAAGAAGGUGGCACAGGUCCACGAGGGCACCGUCUGAAAGGGCCAAGAGGCAUCAGAGCCCCCUAGGUAGUCUGGCCGCUUUAUGACGCUGGCCAGGCCAAAUGAAUUGAGAGCGAUUUGAAUGAACUGAAGUAGGUGUUUACUUUAAAGGGUGGGUUGGGAGGCUAUCACAGGGUUCAUUCCCUCUCUCUCCUGAAUCUUAUCAAUCACUGUGGACACUAAAGAAUGUAAUGUUCGGAGACAUUGAAACAGUGCAGAGUGAAAGGAGAGAAACUACAGUGACGACGCUUAUUCAGAUGUUCAUCGUUCACCCUGUGAUUAAUGGCAGAUUAGUGCUUGUAACUUGGAGGCCAUGAAUGCUUUCUGAAUAUCAUUUUUUUUGACCCAUGACAAGACAACAUUUUUAUUUCAUUUUGAAGAUAUUUUGUAAUUGUCAGUACCAUUAAAUAUCUUGAUGUUUUGUACAA
Messenger RNA from Clupea harengus (Atlantic herring), 4222 nucleotides. It is a transcript of the gene ankef1a, whose product is annotated as ankyrin repeat and EF-hand domain containing 1a. The record is from RefSeq and is a predicted model, not a curated record. Gene Ontology annotation, molecular function: protein binding. NCBI's taxonomy places the organism in Eukaryota, Metazoa, Chordata, Actinopteri, Clupeiformes, Clupeidae. The transcript is spliced from 9 exons. Bases 1417 to 3792 code for a protein of 791 amino acids.